This is a messenger RNA of Lates calcarifer (barramundi perch), 5884 nucleotides long. It is a transcript of the gene slc29a4a, whose product is annotated as solute carrier family 29 member 4a. Bases 382 to 2031 code for a protein of 549 amino acids. Gene Ontology annotation, molecular function: monoamine transmembrane transporter activity; nucleoside transmembrane transporter activity. Lineage: Eukaryota; Metazoa; Chordata; Actinopteri; Centropomidae. The record is from RefSeq and is a predicted model, not a curated record. Gene Ontology annotation, cellular component: plasma membrane. Gene Ontology annotation, biological process: nucleoside transmembrane transport. The transcript has 11 exons.
CUCUGCUGCCUGGCUGCCUGGAUGGUGCGUUUCAGGAGCGCACGCAGGACGGCGCCGGGGUUUCCCUUCUUCUUCUGUCGGAUGGAGACGGGGCUGAGGAGGGACCAGGUCCGGUCGGCGGAGACCAACCCCGGAGUAAGGACUCUGCGUUUGUAAAAGAAAAAGAGGAAACCGGGAGAGCGGACACGCGAGAGAGAGACAGAGAGAGGGGAGACACGGGGGAGAUCCUCCGUCAUCUGAAGGUCUCCUGCCUCUCUUCCAAGGUGUGUCUCUGGGAUUGUGUUUAACAUGCACACUCCCAAGAGUGUGUAGUUGUAGAGCCAAGAGGUGUGUUUAGUGUGUGUGUUUGUGUGCGUGUGUGUGUAUACUUGAAGUGAAGAGAUGGGCUCAGUGGGAGCGGAACGCCGCAGGCCCACGCCAGUCCAGACGCCAGAAGAGAGGGAUGUGUGGCGGGAUGGAGGAAGGGCUGGAUGGAGGGAUGUGGGGAGGGAGGGCUGGAGAGAGGGAAGAGAGAGCGGCGUGGUGCAGAGCUACAGCUUCGACUCGUACCAGCUGGAGGAGGAGGAGAUCAAUAAAGACGCCCCAGAGCGAGGAGUGCUGGCUCUGUCCGAGCCCGACUUUGAGGAGCCGAUCCCUGACGACCGUUACCAUGGCAUCUACUUUGCAAUGCUAUUGGCUGGAGUGGGUUUCCUGCUUCCCUACAACAGCUUCAUAACUGACGUGGACUACCUGCACCACAAGUUUGAAGGCACUUCCAUAGUGUUCGACAUGAGUCUGACGUACAUCCUGGUGGCUCUGUUGGCCGUCAUCCUCAACAACGUGCUGGUGGAGAGACUCAGCAUGCACACCAGAAUUACUGUGGGUUACAUCUUGGCUCUGGGGCCAUUGGUCUUCGUCAGUGUAUUUGAUGUCUGGCUGGCAAAGUUCACCACAAGGCAGGCUUACAUUAUCAACCUUGUGUCAGUGGGAGUGGUAGCCUUUGGAUGUACAGUGCAGCAGUCCAGUUUCUAUGGUUACAUGGGGAUGCUGCCCAAGAGGUACACACAGGGAGUGAUGACUGGAGAGAGUACAGCCGGGGUGAUCAUCUCCCUGUCUCGCAUCUUCACCAAGCUGCUGAUCACCGAUGAGAGAAGGAACACACUCAUCUUCUUCCUCGUCUCCAUCAGCAUGGAGAUGCUCUGUUUCCUGCUCCACCUGCUGGUCCGGCGCUCCAGAUUCGUCCGCUACUACACCAACCACGCCCAGGGCAAAGACCCAGGCAAAGGUCACGACCCGCGCGACAAUGGGACUGGAUACAGGGUUCACCACGAUGUCACUGCAGAGGAAGUAAGAUUUGGAAAUGGUGGGACAGGACCGUCCUCUACAGAAGAAGGCGCAGAGGACUUUGUUGGUGGUACCUAUGUGCGAUUUGAUGCCCCAAAAGCCAAGAUAAGGAGGAGCUGGCCCGGUGUCCGUGACAUGAUCCUGCAUCGUUACGUGGUGUCCCGUGUGAUCUGGGCCUACAUGCUGUCUAUAGCAGUGACCUACAGCAUCACUCUGUGUCUGUUUCCUGGGCUGGAGUCAGAGAUACGAAACCCCACCUUAGGGGAAUGGCUCCCCAUCCUCAUCAUGGCCACCUUCAACAUGUCGGACUUUGUUGGCAAGAUCUUGGCAGCGCUGCCAUACGACUGGUCUGGAGGCCGCCUGCUCUUCUUCUCCUGCCUCAGGGUGGUCUUCAUCCCUCUGUUCGUCAUGUGCGUUUACCCGGCCAACGCACCCACCCUGUCCCAUCCCGCUUGGCCCUGUCUCUUCUCCCUCCUCAUGGGAGUCACCAAUGGAUACUUCGGGUCUGUGCCGAUGAUUCAGGCCGCUGGCAAAGUGCCACCUGAACAGAGGGAGCUGGCAGGGAACACCAUGACAGUCUCCUAUAUGACAGGUUUGAUGGUGGGCUCUGCUGUGGCGUAUGCAGCGUACAGCUUCACCGCUCCAGGAACAGGAACACACUUCUCCGCGCUCAACAUACACACACCUGCCAACGGCACAGGGUUCUGAAUGUCUACACACAAUGAAAACACCCACACACAGAGAUAUGGACGUAAAACACACAUACAUGUACACACACCUAUCAGCCAUUUACACAAGAAGCAGCACAGACUGAUGGACUUCUGAUAGAUAGAUUCUCCUCUCAUUGGCUAAAGGAAGUGGAAUAAGAGACUAAAUGUGAAAUGUAGCGUUGAAGGAAAUGAUGUUUAAACAGUGGAAACGUAGCAGAUUUCUUCACUCACUCAUUCUCCAGCCUGGCGAUCCAGUGACCUUCAUGUGCUUGGCUGUGAUGAACUUUCCCCUGGAGGUGAAGAACAGGAGCUGUGCACCUGUCAGCCCUUUGAGUGUCUCACCGCGUAAUUACUGUCUGCAUGUGUGUGAACAGAUCGGCUGACAUUUGUUACAGUGUAAAGUCAAGUGAUAUCUCACAGUGGGGAAUGAGCGUGUCACAGUUUUCAAGGAGACCUCGUGUCUUGGGUCACAUUACAUUACAUUUCAUGAUCUCUCUGAACUGUUGUUGCUCAAAAUAGAGAUAUGAUGUCAGUGUGGAUUUUUCUGGACUGGUUGUUUCAGAUGUUUCCUCAUUAUAAUCUCCUGCGAUGAAAAUAUGACUGAUAUUUUUUGACACUGAGUUCCAUCCAUGGGGAUUUGAUUUGGUUAAUGUUAUCAAAAACCUCCACCUGCACCAUUUAAAAACAACAACAGUGACUUUAAAGGUGCUAUAUAUAAGUUUUUGCUAUUGCUACAUAGCCAGUGUUAGCAUUAACAGCUGUUUACUUACCAAGAGCCUCAGCCAUUGUUGCCUCUGUGCAGCGCUACUUUGUCAUCCUCUCAUGUUGGACUGAGGACAGACUGGGGUUAGCUGGUUAGCAUGCUAACUUCAGUGGAGCAAAAGAGGUGAUAGAAACAGGAAUAAAGCAAGAGUUAACACUGGUGUUGCUUUUCAUCGCUGGAGACAGCUCUUGAUGAGUAAAAGAAUGAAGUUUGAUGUUUAAUGCUAAUGCUGGCUAUGAAGCAGUAGCAAACACUUACAUAUAGCAUCUUUAAGGGAGUCCAUUUUAAUUCACAGAGUCUUUAGCUUCAGUAAAAUGAUGUUUCUCUUAGAAUAAUGGAAUAUGUGGACUCACAUAUGUAUAAUUAUGAGAGGGAUUUAAACAAUUGGAAAUACAAGCAAAGUCUUUGCCAACUCAGAACCAAACACACCCUACAUACAAAUGUAUAUACAAUAUGAGUCAUCAAAACAUUUUGAUACAUUUUACAGGAAGAGAAAAAAAGAGGGACUUUGAUAUAAAAACAUAUAUUAAGCAUGUAACGAGAUAUAACUGAGCAGUUAACACAGCGACACAGAAUUGGAACUUGGAAAAUUAACUUUUUAUUUUACUGUGUCCUUAAGGGGGGUUACAGUUUUCGUUUAAUGACAUACAACUGUCACACAAGAUACUGUCAAAACUCAGUUUCCUUUGAGUUGUUGAGUUUUUCUAGACAGUAUCACAUCACAUCAGAUCUUUAUCUCCCCUCACCAAAAGGCGUACUGAAAUCUUUCCUGUCCAUCUUUCAACUCAGUUGUAUUUAUUUUCAUUUUUAAUUCUCAUGAGCCUUAUAUAGUAUAUCUGGGGGAAAAAAAAAGAAAUGAAUAAUGUUAAACCUUUUUGCGGUCAUUAUAAUUAUCUUUAUUGGCACUAGCAGCUGCUCUUCCCUGUUACACCAGUGCUAAAAGAAGAAGAGAAGGAGCAGAUUUCAGUCUGUUCAGUGAGGUUCACAUCACUUCGUGCACCCCCUGAUGGCUGAGAGGAGAACAAAAUGUUGGUAUGAAUUUUCAUAGAUGGCUUGUGUCCCCUCUUUGUCCCUCUGAACUGUGUAUGUGUUUAACGUCCAUGUAAUGAUGUGGGAUAUUAUGAGAGGGAAAAAAACAAGUAGUGCCAAAAACUCUGCCUGUUUCUGAUCAGUGAUAAUAGCUGAGAAAAAAGUGAAUGUAAAGUUGUAAAUGUACAGAAUAAAAUACACUCAAGGCAGUGAAGAGCUUUUUUUUUUUAUCCACAUCAGAGCCUGUAGAAAGUAUCAGACUCAUAUCUUUUGUAACUGCGUAGCUUUAUUUAGCUGAGGUGAUCUGGAAAGUACCUGUUUCCUUUAGUUUUAUUUUUUUUCCAACACAGACGCAGCAGCCUCCCCAGCUUCUCAGUUCCUCCACGUUUCCUGUUGGAUUUGAUUAAUUUUUCAGCAAUAAGAGGAUCAGCAGAGUUCAGCGUUUAUGCAUUAUGAAGAAAACAGGCCUCUUUGUAGAAAGCCACAAAGUGCACUACAUUAUGUAGGUGACGGCUUGAAUGGGGCCCAAUGUCGGUGCUGUUUGAAAAAUGGUGGGGUGCCAUUUGGGAGCUAACCUCAUUAUUGUAUGUAGUAGGUCCUGCUGUGCUGAUGGUGCCAUACUGCCCAGGGCCAAUCUGCUCUCAGUGAGCUGCUGAGUUUGAAGGUGUUUUUAGUUAUUUUUGGUCAGAUGUGUCAUUAAAGGACAUAAAAAGUCUCUUUACUCUCAUUUCUCUCUUUCUCUGGUGGAAACUACAGGGGCAUUUUGAGAGAAGGGAGAGCCCACUUUUAAAGAAUUGCACCAAUUGAAGCUACAUUUGAAAUAACAAGGGUAAUUUCCUUGGACCCAGUGUGGUGAUUUCCCAUUGCUAUAACCAGCUUAAACUUUAAACUGUUCAGUGGAGAGAAAAUGACACUUUGAUUGUUUAAAAAAAGACACUUUCAAAUCUUAUAAAUAAUCUCCUGUAAGAACAACUGUGUGCACACUGGAUUUUUUUUUCUCUCGCAAUGAAUAAUUUAUCAUUUCACAUUUUAUUUUUGGCAUUAGCUGACAUUUUUAUCCACAGUUACAUAUGAUGAGUUUAACAGCACUAAAAUGUGAUCACUAAAAAUAAAGAUGGCCGACUGCAGGGAGAGCAGAGGUCAGAGACACAGGGCUGUGGAGCAGAGAGGAAAGAUAAUCAUCAGGUGAUGUUUUUGCCCCUGAUAGAGGAUGUCUCUGGAGUUGGCUCUGCAGCUCUGGAUGAGUUGAUUGUACUGUUGCAUGCAAACAUUCUGGCCUGUUUAAAAAAUGUAAAUUCUGCAUUUUAUUCUCAAGGUCUCGUAUUUGUCAGCUUGCCAUGUAACUUCCUGUUACUGUGUUUUUUUUCAUACCAGUUACAGUUUCUCACCAUGAACAGCAAAGAAUUUCCUCGGAAACCGUGUCAUAGUGACUAUUUUAGACUGUGCACUGUGAAAUAUCAGUAUGGUGUAAAAUCAACGAGACUGAACACAGAUGUUUAUAUGUAUAUAUCUACUGUAACAAAAUAUUUUGCAGACGAAAUUUGUGACAAAAGAAUAGAAGAGAAUUAAGAGCUUUAGUGAGUUGGGUGCAGUGAGCUGAAUUUGGCCAUUUUGCUGGUGUCAUUAUUGCAUGAUGGUUGGGUAUGAAAUUAGCUUUUGAUGUAAAAUCCAUACAUGUAACUAAAGGGUUCAACAGCCAGACUCUAGCUGAUUAUUCUGAUGACGUCUGGCCUGUUUUUUAAAAUGGAAGGAAAAUUACCUCAUGAUUUGAACCAGGACUGGGUGCAAAUUGUAGCCAUUCAACUCACAGUGUUUAAUUCCAAACAUUAUUUCUGCCUAAAAAAUCAUAUAUGUGGCUUAACCCAUCAAAAUGCAGCUGAUAUCACGCUCCUAACCUGCUAACUUGUCAGAGCAGGUACCAAAUUCUCCAAUAAUGUGAGCUGACAUUUUAUUUUGUUGUGCAUAAGCUUCAUGAUUUCAGUUUAAGACAAUGGAUUUUCCCAAAAAGUUUGUGCCCAACAUUGCACCAUCAGCAGCGCUUAAUAAACAGUUGUUUAUA